CCUCCGUCCUGCUACUGUCCGUUUAAGCACCUUGGAGAACUCCGCUCCGCAGCAGAGCGCACUGCAGUGGUUGAAUCGGGUUCUGAUGCGUAAACUACGUCAAAUCCGCACGGAAGUAGCGAAUGCUGCACUGGCUGGGCUGCCUUGUCUUCAUCCCUUUGUUGAUGAUGUUGGCCGAACGUUAACCGUUUCAGGUUUUUAGAUCCCCGUCUCUCCUCUCUGCCAGGACACCAGGAGGUGUUAUGGAGGCUGCGGGGGGGCAGAUUUAGAGCUCUGCUUCAUGUCCAUCCAUCUCUUGAUCGGGUUUCACUGGAUUCGGCCGAAGCAAAUGCCAUUCAAAUGGACUCUCCCAGCGCGCAUGGGUUGCGGUAUAAACAGCAUGGCCAUGGCGCAUUCCAGCGGGUCUAAAUAUAUCUAAUAAGGCCACAGGAGGGGGAGGACUUGGUUUAUCCUGGGACGUUUCACUGUCGUGGUGAACUCGAACCACUUGGAGAUUGACAAUCGUUUUGGGCACCAACUGAGGAGAAACUUGGCCUUAUUCAAAACAUGCCCUCGAGUUACAAUGUGAGAUCCCGUGCGCGGGAGAGAAACGGCGUCCUGAGCAGACCUGAGUUCAUAUCCCUGAACCAGCCUCUCCGUGGUGGCGGUGGUGGUGGUGUUGGUGGUGGUGGAGGAGGAGGAGGAGGAGGAGGUGGCGGCUCUGGCCCCUCUGAGAGCCGAGGAGGCGCACGGCGACCGGGUCAGAUCAAGCACCAAACCAGCCAGCCGAGCGAAGAACCUAUCGACAGUGGCAGUAAGGACCGCAGAGAGCCCGGCAUAAUGCCCGAGGAAGACUGCAUGCAGCUGAACCCUUCAUUCAAGGGGAUAGCCAUGAGCUCCCUCCUCGCCAUUGACAUCUGCCUGUCCAAGCGCAUGGGCGUGUGCGCCAACACGUCCUCGUCCUGGGGAGGCUGCCGCUCCAUGGUGGGCCUGCUGUCGCUCACCGGGCACGGCAUCGCGUGGAUCAUUGGCACUAUCGUGUGUCUCACGAGGAGUAACACGCUGGCAGGGCAAGAGGUGCUGGUCAACCUGCUGCUUGCCCUCAUUGUUGACGUGCUGACGGUGGCUGGAAUCCAGAGGCUGGUGAAGCGCAGAGGACCUUGGGAGAUGACGCCGGGCUUCUUGGACUGCGUUGCGAUGGACAUCUACUCCUUCCCUGCUGCUCACGCCAGCCGGGCCGCCAUGGUCUCCAAGUUCCUGCUGUCUCACCUGGUCCUGGCCGUGCCGCUACGCAUCCUGCUGGUGCUGUGGGCCCUCCUGGUGGGCAUGUCCCGGGUGCUGCUGGGGAAACACCACCUAACUGAUAUGGUGUGUGGCUUUGCGCUGGGCAUGCUCCACUUCAGCUUGAUGGAGUCGGUGUGGCUCUCUUCGAGCACCUGUCAGUCUAUUAUUUCCAUCAGCACGUUCAGCUGGAGCCCCCUUUUCUGAGCUUUUGAUAUAAAGCCAUGCUAGAACCCAAGGCUUAUUUGAUACACUAACCUCACCAUGUCAAGGACUUAGGUCUGAUGAAGUUAUUUUUGUAAGGGUUUGAAGUUCUUAUCACAGGGUGUGAACAGAGAAGCAUUCAUAUUUAGGAAAUAGAUGCCGGUUUGCAUGUAACACCAUAGACAGGCAGGUCCGCAGACCUCAAGAAAACCUUCAUUAUGCUUCACAAAUCCUAGUAGCUUCAACAACUGCAAACUCACAAUGAUUUGGUGAUAAUGUAUAUUAAGAUUUUUAAGAUUUCUUCGUUGAUUUUUCAAACUGUGAUUCUCAUGCAGCAUGAAAGCUGGUACCAUUUGUCCAUAACCGAAGCCCUUUCUAUUUAACAAAAUCUCUCUUGAGUCUGUGUGCCUCUUCCUCUUUACCAUCUUACUUCCGUUAAUGUCCUCCUUCCCUGCUACCUCUUCCUCUUUUCUCAUUUGUUUUGAAUAUUUGUGUUUUUCUUUUUUGGAAUGGUGCUAUGCUACGUUGGAAACUGAAUAGCUUGGUGUAAGGCUUUAAUAUUGGAUGUAACACUACAAUAUACAAAGUGAUUGUUUGUUGGAUAUUCCACAUUUUUCCUUCUGUGGCAUGACUAAUAUGUUUGUAUAUUUAUAAUGGGAUUCUGUGCACAGAUUGUAAAGCCCUCUGAGGCAAAUUUGUAAUUUGUGAUUCUGGGCUAUACAAAAUAAACUGAAUUGAAUUGAAUUGAAUUGUUCUUCUUACCGAAUGUUUAUUAAAUAUGAACUUAUUUGAUAAACAUUUUAUGUAAUUUGAUGCCACUGAAUUUAGCUGCUUGUGUAAAACAAAUGUAACACUUGCGCAUUGAAUAUUUUUCUUAUUGGGUGACGUACCAUUUCCUUACAACGUGCCAUUUAUGCUUUAAUGAGCUUAGGUUUUUUUUAAUAUAGCAGAUAUUUCUCAUCAGCUCUCUCAUUUCAGGCUGCAGCAGUCAGCGCUGUAGCCUAACAGAUGCUUAUGUUUGGUCAAUGAUGCUGAUUCUGUGCCCCACAAAACAACUGAAGCGUGUGUGUGUGUGUGUGUGUGUGUGUGUGUGUGUGUGUGUGUGUGUGUGUGCGUGUGUGUGGUGUGUGGGUGUGUGUGGUUGUGGGUGUGACCAUUGGCAUACAGAGUGAAAAAAUAUCAGUUUGAAAUAUCAGCUUUGAACAAAUUAUACCUUUAUUUUCCAAUAGUUGUUUUUUUUUAUGGACCUUUGAAUGAAACCUGCUAGGUUUUUUUGUUGCACACUUUUUGGUUGGUUUGAUGUGUAAAUACAGUUUUUUGUAGCCUACUUUGUUUGUGUAGUUCUGUACAGGGAUCUGUAUGCCAUGUUUGUACUUUGUUUUUUCUCCAGCGUUAAUAAAACGAG
Messenger RNA from Anoplopoma fimbria (sablefish), 2869 nucleotides. Its product is annotated as inactive phospholipid phosphatase 7. Gene Ontology annotation, cellular component: nuclear envelope. The record is from RefSeq and is a predicted model, not a curated record. Bases 547 to 1467 code for a protein of 306 amino acids. NCBI's taxonomy places the organism in Eukaryota, Metazoa, Chordata, Actinopteri, Perciformes, Anoplopomatidae. The transcript is spliced from 3 exons. Gene Ontology annotation, molecular function: sphingosine-1-phosphate phosphatase activity.